GUAUCGUCGCUCACUAACAGGCAUCUCUUCAGCGCUCCGAUUUUCUGCGACGGUCUAUAUCCGACAUUCGGCGACCUUCUCACGGUAUUGAGAGGAUUACCCUGAAAGGUUGAAUAGAAGUGGAAGUCAUAGUUAUAGUAAGAGACGUUUAUUCGGCUUUGUCGAGAAGCGUUGUCUUAUCUAACUGCAAAGAUGGCAACCGUCAAAUUCGACGAUCUUGCUCUGCAGUAUGUCCUCACAGAUGAAAAUUCCCAGGAGCAGGAAAUAUCGGAGAAGGCGGCUGCAGCAAUUGAACAAUCCACCAACACCAGAAUAACCGUCGGCCAGUGGGUCGCCUCUAUAAACCGAUGGAUUCAACCGGGCGAUGAUACAAGCGAUGAUAACUUCAUUGCCCGUGCGAAAGCGUUGGACUUUCUAGCUAGUACCCUUGGGGUACUUAACAAGAAAGAUGUCUCUUUGAAAGCUGAUCAAGUCAAGCUCUUAGUGACUUUCUUCGGUUCACUCUUUUCAAGCGACCAUCGUGCAGGGGUCACAGCUUCAGCAAAAGCAUUGAGACACCUAGUUCACAUGAAAUCAUUCCAGCCCACUUUGGGAGAUGAUAUAAUCACAAAUGUCUGCAAAUUGGGUGAGGAUUUCAAGCUACAAGCACCAUCAACACGUCUAGAGCUCUACGAGCUAUUCCUGGAACUUUUACAAGAUCCUACUGUGGCUAAUGAUCUUGAAUAUCGCCAUGGAAAUACCUGUGGCUUCAUAACCAGCCUUCUGGACCUAUGCAGGAACGAAAGAGAUCCACAGAAUUUGAUGAAGUGGUUCGAGACCCUGAAAACGUUCCUACAGAAUUUCUCACCUUCAGAGGAUGUAACAGUGGAAGUUUUUAAGACCUUUUCAGCUUAUUUCCCUAUUUCCUUGAGAGCAUCAGCCGCUCCAUCGGGCAUUACAGCCGAUGACCUGAAAAAUGCUGUGCGUUCAUGCUUCGCUGCACAUUAUCGUGUCGCCGGCCACGCUAUACCUUACCUCAUCAAUAAACUUGACCAAGGGGAUGCGGUUACUGUUGCCGUUAAAAUUGACAUUUUGCAAACGCUGGAUGCAUGCUUAUCGCAAUAUGACCAUCCUAAGCAGAGCGUCGUUCCAUUCGUUGACCAGAUAUGGAGCUCGCUCAAAUAUGAGGUUCGCAAUGGAGAGAUCCCUGACACAAUUAAAGCCACCCUGAAAGUCAUUAGAUCUCUCACAACGAGACUUGAUGACGAUGAACUUCGGUCAUUCUUAGCAGACGCAUGGAGAGAUCUAGAUGAGGACUUAUCUAACCCGACCUACACAGCUCAGGCUGGCCGACUAUUGGUCGCAGUUGCUGGAGCUACCCUUCAGUCCUUCGCAAGCAUUACUUCUCAGGCUAUUCCUCAUAUCCAAACAACACUGAGGCAUACUCAAUCCUCGUCGCACAAACAGGAGUUAGUGGCGCUACUGAACUCGAUUCUCGCCGUACGAUCGCAUUUAGUUGACACCUUGAAGGAAGACGCAAACAUUGAUAGAACCGAACCUUUGCUCAAAGAUGAUCUUUUUGGCGAUCACCUCUUCUUUAAAGUCUACCUCCCUCUGUGGGAGGAGGCUUCGAACAGCCAGGCGGCCCCUGAGCAAAUCAACGUACUCAAAAAGGUUAUGGAAGGACUCGCUGUGCUUGUAGGUCAGCAAUCGAGCGGCGCAGGCCCUUCUGAUCGACUAUGUUCUGCUUCCACUUGCGAGAGGGUCUUUAACUGGCUUGCAAGCCCAUCUGUGAUCUAUCCCUUAGAAGGGAAACGACCUACCGGAGGACAUCCUACUAGCGACACUGACCAAGACGUCCGUGAUGCUGCUGUUGCGGCGCUAAAGGAAGCUGUACCUUUAUACCCUCCUGCGUUCCAACUCUUAUUGCAACAAUACCUUUCAUCAUUGAAAGUGGCGUACCAGCAGCAGCUUGCGUUACACGACCUUCAUCUAGAAAUCAAACUGGUUGCAAGUACGCUGUGUGAGGUUGGCUGCUCGAACAAGGAACUGCCGCUGUCAAAUCCGAUCACUCUGAUAAAUACUUUACUCGAAGGGCUGUUGUGGAUACUAUCGGAACAGGCACCGCCCAAGUACUGGACGGCAUUCAUAUGCUCCAUCCAUCUUUCUGUCGUGCAGUCUUUAAGUUCAAUACCAAAGCAAAACUCCGACUCAAAACCACUGUCCCAGGAACUCAUGAAAUCAUGGUAUACGCAAUUUACCAAAACCCUCGAAAAUGCUGGGACUUCUCAGCUCGAUUUAGAUAACCCGGGAAACUCUAGUCUACUGGCUAAGACCCUAGACAAAGGACUGCAGGCACAGGGCGCCGAUGUUCAUCAGCAAUUAUGGGCGUAUUCUCUGUCAGUUGUGGGACAGUUAUACCGUCGCUUCACUACGGCACAUUUCCAAACAGGUGAUACGGGUUCUGUGUUGCAUAUAGGUCUAGGCGAAGAUUUCAAAAGGGAAAAUGGCCUUGUCGCCGAACAAGACAUAACCCUGCAUCAACUCGGUUUCUUGGCCACAUCGGUCAUUCGAGCUUUGAGCGAAACCGAGCAGACAGCCUUGGAAUUGGGCGGGGACGCAUUUAUCCUUUUCCAUGGUGUUAACAAUACUGAUCAACAAAUAAAUUCACUAGUGACAACUGCUAAGAUAAGCCCACUGGAUGAAUUCCGUACGGCACCGUUGACAAUGGGAGUCCUGCAAGGCUUACAUCCCGGUGUGUUGAGUCCGGAGCAUCACAUCAGUGCUCUAAAGGACCUUUGCAGUAUCCUAACUACAGCCCCGUCUCCUUGUUCAGACACAACAAGAGCCGCGCUAGACAUAAGUUUUACAACGUUGUCGAACAAACUCCGCCUAGAAAAUAACAACAAUAGCACGGAGUAUUUCCAGAUUCAACAAGGUCUAAUAAGUACUUUGACGAACAUCUGGAAUAAGACCUCAGGAUCUAACUUGGAUAUACCUACGGGCCUUCGUAUUUUCCGCAGCGUUCUUUACUUUUUGGCUGGUGACGUAACAAGGUUCCGGACAAGCCCCGAUACGCAUAAUUCGUUACUUAAGAUGGUGUGCGAUGAGGCACCAUUACGACCUACGAUAGGCCGCCAGCUUGCGAGAAAUUUCGAGGUCUUAGUAAGCCCUAAAGAGUGUCUUGAGAAGGAAAACCAUGCUAUCCGAAAACGCAUGAGUGGUGGGUGGUUGUACUUCAAAGCUGUCCAGCCUUAUUUGAAGGAUUGCUUCCCGAACUCGGGCUUGGAUGAGACGGCAACUGUCAACCGUGCUGUGGCAACCUUCGCGAUCCUCAAGCACCUGAAGUACGAGCAAUACGCUAGCGAUAUCAGCCAAAUUGUUCGUGUCGGGAUCCGCUCCCUGUCAACUUUCGACACCGGCAUCGAAAUGGAAUCCUGCCUGAGCGUUCUUCUCCAGAUCCUCGAGAAAGAACCAGAUGCGCUUAAAGAGCACCUCGCCGGCUUGAUUACGGGUAUGGCCGCCGUAUACGAAACAGCGAGAAAAAUUACCAAAACUACGAAUUUACCGGAAGAUACUGCAGCACCUAAACCUAAAGCAAAGGAGCGUGUCAUGUGCCGAAAGUUCGCGUUGGAAUUCUUCCAGAAAUUGCCGCAAGCUUACGAGACGCAGUAUCUCGUGCCGUAUCGUCAGCAACUGCUGCGUCCUCUGUCGGUGGCUUGUGGCGAUUCGGUUAGGGAGAUUCGACGUACGGCGUUGGCGGCUAGGAAGGCUUGGGAGGCUCUUGCUUGAAGUGGGCUAUUGCCGUGUUAUGAGGUUGGGCUAGAUGAUGAAAUUAGGUAGUCAGGUCAUGACCGAAUGCAAAACUAGCUUCUGCUGCAGAGCGAAAUAAUGAAAAGCUAUGAAGACGUUCCGAAUCUGCGUGUACGAUGUGUAAUUCGGA
This is a messenger RNA of Hypoxylon trugodes, 3922 nucleotides long. RefSeq names its product Dos2-interacting transcription regulator of RNA-Pol-II-domain-containing protein. The transcript is spliced from 3 exons. Gene Ontology annotation, cellular component: cytosolic [4Fe-4S] assembly targeting complex. NCBI's taxonomy places the organism in Eukaryota, Fungi, Ascomycota, Sordariomycetes, Xylariales, Hypoxylaceae. The record is from RefSeq and is a predicted model, not a curated record. Gene Ontology annotation, biological process: iron-sulfur cluster assembly. Bases 193 to 3771 code for a protein of 1192 amino acids.